AUGUCGACUACCACAACAUCCUUCACUACCACUCUUGUCGCACCGGCCAUGAAGGGUGUCGCUAUAUCAGAAAAACAAUGCCCUAUGUGUUGGGGUGACGAAUUUCCCGAUGGCUCUGGCGCCCACGACAGAAUCAGGGAGCUGGAGGGGCAGGUGCAUGCGUUGACAGCCCGCGCUUCGGCUACAGCCGUUAAACUCAGCGAGUACGAAGAAGAAGUCCGACGUCUACGCUCCUCCCAACCCCAGGGAUCCUACCACACCCCACGAAGCAGCUCCUCACUGGGUAGACCCCCCUCGCAAACCGACCAUUCAUCACCGCAGCGCCCAACAUCCUCAGAAUCCCAACCCCAACCACAAACAUACCACAGCCGCCUCACGAACCUAGCCUCCCUCCUCCCCUACCGACGCGGGAGCGCAACCCCAGCAAGCGCACCCGCAGCAUCCAGCGGCGCUCCCCUCCCAACUACCCCGACUACUCUGACGACCCCUCUACCACAUAUGUCCCCAGCGAACAGCGAGCACACCGCCGAACUGCAGAAUGCGCUUACGCGCGAACAGAGACUGCGCGAGGCUGCCGAGUCGCAGCUUUCGCAGGCGAGUACCGAGCUAGAGGAGUUGACUGUGCAGCUCUUCAGUCAGGCGAAUGAAAUGGUCGCAGAGGAGCGGAAGGCUCGUGCGAAGCUUGAGGAGAGAGUUGCUGUGCUGGAGAGGAGGGACGUUGAGAAGCGCAGUCGACUGGAGAGGUUGGAGAAGGCUAUAGCGCGUGUGGAACGGUUGAGGGCUUUGGUUAAUAAUCAAUGA
Messenger RNA from Penicillium egyptiacum, 801 nucleotides. Lineage: Eukaryota; Fungi; Ascomycota; Eurotiomycetes; Eurotiales; Aspergillaceae. The record is from the annotation of a GenBank genome assembly.